UUAUUUACGAAACGCAAGGUGGCGCAACGUGGUUAAUAAUAAACCAAACGGUAACCGACUUCAGCAGCAAACAGCAUUGUUAUCACAAUGUCUGAUAAUGAAGACUUUGAAGAGCAGAUUCGACUAGAACAGCUGGGCCCCGAGAGUGGUGCAGAUCCAGGAAAAGCCAAGAGUUACACUGACAAGGAUGGGACGGAAUAUGAGUGGGACCCAAAGCGUAAGGCAUACUUUCCUAAGAUUGACACGGACUUCAUAGCACAGUAUCAGGCCAACUAUGGAGUAGAAACCGAUUUUUCUCAGCUUCCGGCAGCAACAAAAGAGCACCAAGAGUAUUGGGCCCAAUAUCGUCAGUGGCAAUCUCAGUUCUAUGGUGAGAACAAGAAAGAUGCUGCGGAUAAGGGCAAAGGAAAAGAAGGAAAGGGAAAGAAGAAGGAUGGAAAGAAUUCAAAAGACAGUGGCGAGAAAGAAUUAGGAUUGUUAGAAAAAGCGGAAGAGGAUUAUGCAAAGGAGUCAUCUGAGUACAGCCAUGAGGAUUUCUUUUACUGGUAUUGCACAUGCUCAGAGGAAGAGAGAAAUGAAUGGUACAGUAGCCUGACAGAGCAGCAGAAGAGGGAUCACUGGGACUACUACAACCAACAUUAUGAACAGUACGCUGCAGGGCUGACAAAUGAGGGGCAAGGCGAGAAUAAAGAAAAGGGUGGAGAUGAGCAAACGGAGGACAGCAGUAAAAAGGAGAGUGGUAGUACGAAGCAAGGCGCCAAGAAAAAACAGGAAUCAACCUGGUUUGAUGUGUCGGAGAACAAGAACACUAAUGUCUAUGUCAGCAACCUGCCAUUGUCCACUACGGAAGAUAACUUCAUUCAGCUCAUGUCCAAGUAUGGGCUCAUUCUGCACGACCCUCAGACAGGCAAACCCAAGGUCAAGCUGUACAAGGAUGAAGAGGGGCACUUUAAAGGAGAUGCCCUUUGCUGUUACUUUAAGAUUGAGUCAGUGCAGUUGGCUGAACAGCUGUUAGAUGACAGUGAAUACAAGGGUAAGAAACUCAAGGUAGAGCAGGCAAGGUUUCAGCUGAAAGGAUCCUACAACCCAGCACUGAAGCGGAAACGCAGGAAGCAAGACAAGCAAAAGAUGGAAAAGCUUAAAGAAAAGCUGUUGGACUGGAGGCCGGACAAAAUGCGUGGCGAGCGAUCAAAGCACGAGAAAGUCAUAGUCGUCAAAAACAUGUUUGAUAACAAAGACUUUGAGAAAGAUGCAACUCUGAUAUUAGGAUUGAAGCAAGAUUUGAGAGAUGAGUGUUCCAAGUAUGGUGAAGUGAAGAAAGUUGAAAUAUACGAUCGCCAUCCUGAAGGGAUUGCCACAGUAAUGUUCAAGGAAGUCGAAGAUGCAGAUCAGGCAUUGCUAACGCUACACGGUCGAUGGUUUGCGAAACGGAAGAUAACAGCUGCAACGUGGGAUGGCAAGGAGAAGUUUAAGGUGGAGGAAACGGAAGAAGAAAAGGCAAAGAGGCUAAAGGGAUGGGACAGCUUCCUCGAAAUUGAUGCAAAUUCUGCGUCGGUGGCAAAUUCGGAAACGCAGAAAGAAGCGGAUGAGCUGAGUUCAGCUGGGGGUGGCUCUAAGAAAGCUGAUCCUGAAAAGAGCAAGCUUUCAUCGACUGAUGACCACACGGAAGUUGAAUCAAAACCUCCGGAUACAGUUUCUCCACCAGACGCCUCUGAAAACGAAAAAACCAUACCAGAACAUUUGCCGGCGGAUCAAGCACAAAGUGCAGACCUACAAGAAAAGGUGGCGCCACCUGAUGAAACAAAACAGAUUGUAGAUUCUGCGAUGGAAACCACUUAAUCGUUUAUUUAUUAUUAACGCAGUUACACCAGUGACUGAUAUGUUGUAGAUAUAGUACAAUAUAUUUUCUUCAUUGGGAUAGUAAAUAAUCGUAACGUGAUACAUCUUGGUAAACUUGUAAAUUCAAACAAGUAUUUUUACAACUUUAUUAUUUGUUUGGUUUUUGUUUUUAUGAUAGUGAUUCGGCAGCAUGUUUCCGGGCAGACGUCGGUUAGCCAUUGUUAUCAACAUAAAAUAUAGCAGUAAAAACACCAGUCUAUUGAAAACACUGUUUUAUAACAUUGCCAUGUAAAUAUUCUAUAAGUACUAAAUUCUUAACUCACAAUUUAAAACAUUUGAGAACAUUAGGUCAUUGGGUGACAAUUGUGUAAACCUGUAAUGUAAUCUUGCAAAAAAACAUGAAAACUCAUUAAUAUGCAUCCUAAGCAGUCUUUCUGCAUCUUUUUCCUAUUACCUCAAUGACUCGUGUAGUGGCACGAAUGAGUAAAAUACCAACAUGAUUCAAUCGAAUCGUUAUCCAAACUACAGUAAGUUGAUAGUCAUGUAAUGCGCGAAUGCGUGCGUCUGGAAAAUGCUUGUGUGCGGCGUGCGCGUUCAAUACCAACCAUGUUUGAUUUGUCAAAAUAAUACAAGGUAGUGCUAGAAUAUGCAAGGCAGUGGUUCGCACGGUAUUUGUUACGUAACGGACUGUUUUGCAGUUGAUUAGCGUCUAGCAACGCACGUGUGCACCCGGUUUAUGAAUCGUCCAGCAAUUUCGUUUAUAUAUGUAUAUAUAUUUUACGCGAACAACCUUUAUCAAUUUUCUAUAAUGUAAACAUUUAUACGAGCAAUAGUCGGUGAGCAAUGUUGAAAUUAUUUUAUUCAGAAAAAGAAGUAUUUAUAUAUUCAGUGACGGUACGUGUAGAUAAAACGUGCUGCACGCACGCACGCACGCACACAAUGUUUCAGCGCGUUUCCCGAUACAGCGUUGAUAGAUAUCCUGAACCGAAAUAAUGGAGCUAUGAGAUAUAUGCGUCGGUGUCUACACUAUCGCGUGGAUGAAAUAUAAAUAUAAUUCAUAUCGAUAAAUAUAAUUCAUUCGAAAAUUCACGUUCUACACGACAAUGAGGCGCAGUAUGUAGUGUCAGUCUCUGUAUACAGAUGAUAUUUUACGUUGUGCAGUAGCAUCGUAGAUAUAAUAUAGAUAUGAGUAGCAUAGAUGUACGAACGUGUAUUAUCUUUUUUUGAAACGUAAUAAAGGUUUAUAAACAUUAAACAA
Messenger RNA from Priapulus caudatus, 3097 nucleotides. Its product is annotated as HIV Tat-specific factor 1 homolog. Gene Ontology annotation, molecular function: RNA binding. Bases 88 to 1839 code for a protein of 583 amino acids. Gene Ontology annotation, cellular component: U2 snRNP; U2-type spliceosomal complex. The transcript is spliced from 10 exons. The record is from RefSeq and is a predicted model, not a curated record. Gene Ontology annotation, biological process: mRNA splicing, via spliceosome. Lineage: Eukaryota; Metazoa; Priapulida; Priapulimorpha; Priapulimorphida; Priapulidae.